AUGUUUAUUAAAUAUUUUGUUGUCUUUAUUCUUUUAAAUUGGAAUAUUUUGGGUUCUAGGGCAGAUUGGUGGGAUGAUGUAGUUGAUGGGGUACAUGGAAAAUUGACUCAGGCAGCAGAUUGGAUCAAAGACAAAGCCGGCCCUACAAUCAGAGAAAAAUUUGAUGAAACAAAGAAAACACUUCAGGACCCCAAAACUCAUGAAAAGGUGCAAGAUUGGGUGGAGGAUGAAGCAGUUCCAGUAGUCAAGGAAAAAUUUGAGCAAUUUAAGAAUUUUGUUAAUGAUGAUGUUAUGCCUGAAGUACAAAAAGUGGUAGAAGCGGGUGCAGAAGCUAAUAAAAGAAGAAACUCUCGAGUGGAGGAUGAUGACUAAAAAAUUAAAGAUGUAUAUUGAGUCAAA
Molecule: messenger RNA, 399 nt
Organism: Meloidogyne enterolobii
Lineage: Eukaryota; Metazoa; Nematoda; Chromadorea; Rhabditida; Meloidogynidae
Source: the annotation of a GenBank genome assembly